AUGGUAUAUCCCUAGCCAAAGGUGCUAACACCCUUUAGAAACGAUGUCCUCGUUGUGACUCCUUGGCUGGCUCCCAUUGUCUGGGAGGGGACCUUCAACAUCGACAUCUUGAACGCACAGUUCCGGCUCCAUAAUGUCACCAUUGGGUUGACCGUGUUUGCCAUCAAAAAGUACGUGGUCUUCCUGAAGCUGUUCCUGGAGACGGCGGAGAAGCACUUCAUGGUCAGAUACCGGGUCAACUACUACGUCUUCACCGACCGGCCAGCGGAGGUGCAGCGCGUGGCCCUCGGCGACGGGCGGCGGCUGGAGGUGCACGAGGCGCGCAGCUACGCGCGCUGGCAGGACGUGUCCAUGCGGCGCAUGGAGGUGAUCGGCGACUUCUCGGCGCGGCGCUUCCUCCGCGAGGUGGACUACCUGGUGUGCGCCGACGUGGACAUGCAGUUCCACGACCACGUGGGCGUGGAGGACCUGAGCCCGCUCUUCGGCACGCUGCACCCCGGCUACUACGGCCGCGGCCGGGAGGCCUUCCCCUACGAGCGCCAGCGGGCCCAGGCCCACAUCCCCCGCGACGAGGGCGACUUCUACUACAUAGGCACCUUCUUCGGGGGCUCGGUGCCGGAGGUGCAGCGGCUCGCCAAGGCCUGCCAACAGGCCAUGAUGACCGACAAGACCAGUGGUGUCGAGGCCGUGUGGCGCGACGAGAGCCACCUGAACAAGAACCUGCUGUACCACAAGCCCACCAAGGUGCUGUCCCCUGAGAACAUGUGGGACGAGCGGCUGCUGAUCUGGCCCGCCGUCAUGAAGAAGCUGCGCUAUGUGGCCGUGCCCAAGAACCACCAGGAAAUCCGCCACCGCUGACUGCGUCCGGGAGCGCAGGAGGGCCGAGCCCGCGG
Galeopterus variegatus (Sunda flying lemur) is the source of this 893-nucleotide messenger RNA. Its product is annotated as histo-blood group ABO system transferase-like. NCBI's taxonomy places the organism in Eukaryota, Metazoa, Chordata, Mammalia, Dermoptera, Cynocephalidae. Gene Ontology annotation, cellular component: vesicle; Golgi apparatus; membrane. The record is from RefSeq and is a predicted model, not a curated record. Gene Ontology annotation, biological process: carbohydrate metabolic process. Gene Ontology annotation, molecular function: glycoprotein-fucosylgalactoside alpha-N-acetylgalactosaminyltransferase activity.